Molecule: messenger RNA, 1102 nt
Organism: Rana temporaria (common frog)
Lineage: Eukaryota; Metazoa; Chordata; Amphibia; Anura; Ranidae
Gene: TMEM45B
Product: transmembrane protein 45B
Exons: 6
Coding region: 111-950 (279 amino acids)
Source: RefSeq, a predicted model, not a curated record
GCAGCGCAGGAACACACACCUCCCAGCCUGAGAUGAGGUGUGUGUAGAGCGUGUACACCUGUUCCACAUCUCCAUGUUCACAGCCCAGAAGACAGCAGACAGGGACAUAAAUGGCAAACUUCAAGGGCCACGCCCUGCCGGGCAGCUUCUUCCUGGUCUUCGGCCUGUGGUGGUCUGUGAAAUACCCACUCAAGUACCUCGGCAACAGAGGAAAGGAGAACCGCCCCAGCAAGUGUUACCAGCGCCUGGAACUCAUUGAGGGCAUAGCGAAGGCUGUGUUUUCUAUCAUAGGUAUACUGGCAGAGCAGUUUGUACCGGAUGGCCCUCAUAUGCACCUAAUUAAUGGCGAGGAGCACAGCUGGGUGAAGCUGAUGAAUUGGCAACAUUCUACCAUGUACCUGUUCUUUGGCCUCUCUGGAGUGGUGGACAUUCUUGCCUAUUUUCCUCUUAACGUUCCACAGGGGCUGGACCGUCUCUCAAUGGCACUGGCUGUUUUUAUUGAAGGUCUCCUGUUCUAUUUCCAUGUCCACAAUCGGCCCCCUCUGGAUCAGCACAUCCAUUCCCUGCUGCUCAUUGCGGUCUUUGGUGGCUCUAUAUCUAUUCUGAUUGAAGUGUUUCUGAGAGACAACAUUAUCCUGGAAUUAUUCCGCUCUAGUUUAGCCAUCCUCCAGGGAACUUGGUUCUGGCAGAUUGCGUUUGUGCUGUAUCCGCCAGGAGGAAGUGCUGAGUGGGACCAGAAGGAUCACGAAAAUAUUAUGUUCAUUACCAUGUGCUUCUGUUGGCAUUAUGCUGUGGCCUUGCUGAUCAUGAGCGCCAACUAUUUCCUAGUCUACUGCUGCUUGAAAAAGAGUAAAAAGAUUUCUAGUAACGGCAGUAUCAGCAUUCGGAAGUUAAGUACAAACAACACGGAGGCACAGGCAGCCUUACUUGCUGCAUCGGAUGAGGAAUAAAUUCUGAAACACCAAGUCCAGGGAAAGACUAUCCACCAAACUUCUGUGUAUACAAACAUGAUUACCAUACCUGCCAACAUUUUGAGAUGGGAACGAGGGACACCUACUUGCAAACGUAUGUAGGCAUAGGACACGCCCCCUGACACACCCAC